AUGAACGCGCUGNAGCGGGCCGCCCAACGCAGCCCCGGCGCUUGCGGAGGCCGGGAAGCCCGCCGCCGCGCCCUGCUGGACGGCUUCUACGAGACUCGGCUGCGGCUCUCGCCCCACGUGCUGGGCCACAGCAAAGCCCACGUCAGCCUGGUGGUGGGCGAGCUGCUGCGCGCCGGCAAGGCGGCCGGCCGGCUCUCCCUGCGCGGGGAUGCCGUCCAGGUGGGCAGCGCCUACGAGCAGCACAAGGUGGGCAGCCCCGACGGCUUCGACGUGCUGCUGCCGCUGCGCCUGCCGCCCGGGCUGGAGCUACGAGCCCUCCCUUGCGGGACGGAGGACCAGCAGCAGCAACAACAGAGGCAGCCCGGGGCCAGGGGCGUUUUCCUCUGCGCCUUGCGGGUAGUUGAGGGCGGGCAAGGCUCCCCCAGCCGGGCACUGUGCGUGGCUGCCGGGCCGGGCGAGGCCGACGGGGCGUCCCUGCUGUCGGCGGCACUGGUGGCCCGCUGGUUCCAGGCGCAAGUGCAGCGCUGCCUGGGCGCCGUGCGUGCCCGCCUGCAAGAGCGCUGCCGGGUACGACUAGCCGUCGGGGUUGCUGCCCCCUGCCCGCUGGCGUUAGAGAUCGUGCCUUGCUCCGACUACGUCUGCUGCCACCUCUCCCUGACCGUCCACCUCACCCCGGCCAUCCCACUGGGUGAGGGGCUCUACCUCACCCCCCGGGUCUGCUGCCCGCAGCGUUCUGCCGCCCCCCAAUUGGGCACCUUCUGGACCCUCAACCUCUCCAAAGCGGAGCAGCGCUUCCUGGCUUGGCUUCGGGACCAAGUCCCGGCGGACUCCUGCCACCUGAGAUGCCUCCAGAUCCUCAAAGGGUUGAGGGAGCUGGGGGGCCGCGCCCUGGAGCCCCCCUGGGCCGCCCAGUGGGAUCGGAUCCUCUCCUCCUACGUCCUCAAGACGGCCCUUUUCUGGGUCCUCCUGCGUAGCCCGUGGCAAGCGUGGGAGGACCAAUUCCUGGUGGCCCGGCUGGAGGACGUGGUCCUUUUCCUGGUGCAGGCUCUCCAGCGAGGGAGGCUGGCCCACCUCUUCCUCGGGAACCCUCACCUGCCCGAAAUCCUGAGCUUGCCCAAAUUUGUCAAAGAAGCCUCUCCGGUAAACUUGCUGGCUGAUUUUGACCGGCCUGCUUUGGAGAGGGUGGCCUCGCAGCUGCUGAGCAUCUGGAAACAGGCGCCCAGGAUCAUCCGGAUGUACGGCGGCCAUAGGUUCCGAAAGCAGCAUCUCACCUGAGGCCCCUUCUAUAUCCCCUCCCCAGCCUGGACUUUGCACCCAAAAAAAUGAAGGUUGAAUCGCUGUGUAUUCCCCAAGACAAAUAGGGCUUUACGACAGGUGCUAAGUUGGGUAGAACGUGGGGAGCUGCAUUCAAGGUUGAGGACAGCUGGAGGACCUUGACUAGGAGCCAAAGGAUGGUCUACAUUGGACUUUUGGUCUUCUCCUAAGAGUUGGACACGUGAGUUCCGUUCUGAUCCAGUGUGGAGUUCGGGGGCUCGAUCAGAUUUGGGGUGUUUUUUACCAUCAGGUUGGACACCUUGAAGGAGGGAGAUGUGGGGUGGUGGUGGUGGAAUGGAGCAUCUUCUUGAGGUUCACCAAAGUUCAAGAGGACAGGUUGGUCCUCAUCCCUCCUGACUGAUUCCGCUUCUGACUUCCUUCUGCUCAGGGUUUCGGCCUUCGUCCACGGAAAGCAGGCCAGAUUUCCAAGACGCCCUUCGGUGGGUUUGAAGGGCAAGUCUUGAGAGAGGGAAAAAUUGAGCGUUUCUGCUUGGGAAAUCUCAGGCUAUUAUGACUCAUCCUCCUGAGUUGGUGUUCCUCUUUCCUUUUUCCCAGCCAAGUUAGGAAUCCGAGUGGGCCUGCUUUGGCAUUUCGCCCAGUGUCAAUGAAAAGAUGGAGUGGGGGCCCUGAUAUGUGGCUGCUUAUUAUGGGCUGGAGUAGAGAAGAGAGGAAAACACAGCCUCGUUAAGUUUACAGGGAGCCUUCAACUUAAAACUAUUGGUUUGGGGGCUGUUUGAAGUUAUAACAGUCCUGAAAAACAUCGGGCCGUUAUUCGCAUUUAUGACAGUAGCAGCAUCCCUAUGGUCAUCUGAUCAAAAUUUGGAUGCUUGGCCAUUGGCUCGAAUUUACGAAGGUCCCUGGGUCAUUUUGCAAUCU
Thamnophis sirtalis is the source of this 2190-nucleotide messenger RNA. It is a transcript of the gene ITPRIPL2, whose product is annotated as ITPRIP like 2. Lineage: Eukaryota; Metazoa; Chordata; Lepidosauria; Squamata; Natricidae. The record is from RefSeq and is a predicted model, not a curated record.